AUGAAUAUUAAUAAAGAAACUUUAUAUUACUGUUUAAUUGCAUCUUUAAUUUUCUUUGCGGCAGGACUAAUUUUAAUUACUUAUUUCAGCUUUCCGUUUUUUUCACAUGUCUCCUCUUCUACUUCUACAGCGAAAACCAUUGCUCCUCAUUCUAUUAUUUCUACUUUCCAAACACAUAAAGUUACAAAUACUAAUCCUAGCAAAACUCAACUCCCCACUUCUGAGAAUAUUACCUUGGCAGUCUCUACUUAUUUUACCUUUGUAUCUCUCUCUACACCUUUUAUCACAACAAAAAUCACCACAUCUUAUUUUACGAAACUUUCUUCUAUCCUUUGCAUUUCUACUCCCAAUAUAGAACCCCCUCCUCCAGCUAAUAAUCCAGCCAAUCCUCCAGCCAAUCCUCCAGCUAAUAAUCCAGCCAAUCCUCCAGCUAAUAAUCCAGCUAAUCCUCCAGCGGCUGAUCCAGCUAAUCCUCCAGCGGCUGCCCCAGCAGCUACCAAUGUCCACCCUCAAUCUAUUACUCUCCCAGCGGCUACCGCUGCACCCCCAGCUAGCAUUAGUCUCCCAACUACUCCUUCACUUACUCCCCCAACCCCUUUACCUUCCACAGCUCCUUCUCCAACCUCCGAAUCUACUGCUGGGGCAGGAAUUAACACAAUAGCAACAGGGGAUAAUCUUAACAUGACACUUAACAUUUUACAUUUCAGUUAUGUCAUCGACGUUAACACGUUUAAAAAGUUGGGUUUGAUUCGGUUUGAGCCGAGCUUCAAUGCCAAUAUUCCCUUAAUAAAUAAAGAUUGGCUUGCGUACCUAAUACUCAUAAUGUCUGACUUAAAGAGUGAACAAAACGAAGAUAACUCCUUUAAUUUUAAUGGUUCGAACGGCCAAGAGUUUCUCAAUAAACCUGAACCUUCUGAGGUAGGUUCAAAUCCAGAAGAACCUCAACAAUCAAGCGGGGGUCCUAUAAGGAGAAAAAAUAAUGCAAAAUCUCCUAUGGACGAGUUUUUUGAACGAACAAAAGAAUCUCAAACUUGUAAAAUAUGUAAAAAAAUGUAUGCUGGAAUUGGUGAAACCUCCACUGGUACUUUAAAAACUCACCUACGAAGGAAUCAUCAAUCCGAAUUUGAACGAGGCGCUCAACAGACUGACUUUGAACGAAAAACCCGAACAACUUUAAAUUUUCGAAGAGUAACUCCGUUUCAAAACCGUCGUGAAAGAUUACAUCAUGAUCUAGAAAAUAUUAAGAGUAGGAUAUCUUUGACUGGUGACUUGUGGACUUUGGAUAACAAUCAGUGCGCAUUUUUUGGUGUCACUCUUCAUUACAUUGAUGAUGACUGGAUAUUUAAACGUUUCUUAUUAGAUAUAAUUCCAUUCCGUGACUCUCAUUCCGGUGCAAAUAUUGUUCAAUCUUUAUCCAGUUUAUUAACUGAAUUGGAUCUUUCCUCAAAAAUACUAGCAUUGACAACAAACAAUGCUCUGCCCACCAUUGUUUUUGGUCAUGAAAUGGAAUUGGAAAUGAAUAAAGGGUUCAAUAAUCUAGGUUUUUCGCACUAUCGUUGUGGUUCCCACGUUCUUAAUAUUGCUGUACAGUAUGGACUUCAAGUUCACAAUAAUUCAAUUGAAAAAGUUCGAAAAUUUAUAAACAAAGUCAGGAGCUCUAAUCUAUUGAUGGAGGAUUUACGUCGUAUAUUCGAAGAUCAGAGCAUACCGUUUACUAUUCCACAAACUGAUGUAGAAUCUCAAUGGAGAUCAACGUACUUGAUGAUUGAAAAGGUGAAACAAAUCCAAAUACAAGUGAACCUACUUGUCUUACAACAUCAGGAUGAAUUUAUCGAUUCAUACCCUGAUGAAGAUGACUGGUUAAAUAUAAAUGAAUUGCUUACUGUCCUAUCCCCAUUUUAUUCUGCUACUUUAACGCUUUCUUCAUCUGUAUAUCCAACAACGGGCGAUUUUCAACUUACUUUAUGGAUUUUGAGACAACAUUUACAGCAUGAAAUAUCAGUAAAUGCUACUCGGUAUAUUGUGGCUGAUUCUAUACUUCGUACCUUGGACGAAUAUUGGUCAAUUAUCGAUGAGACUUCAAAAAUUGCAUCUGUGUUGGAUCCGCGCACAAAAUGCUCAAUUUUUCAACAAGGAUCAGAAACUGAUAACGUUAUAAAUUCUAUUCGGGCUAGGAUGGCUUCUUACACACCACCUUUAGAUAUUCCUGAAAAUUCCAAUUCUAUCAUUACAUCCACAUCAGAUCCAACACUCUUAUCAUCAUAUCAUUCUCCAACGACGUUUAAUAGACUUGAUGCUCGUGCACAUCUUCGAUCUCUUACAAAUCAAUUCCUUCCGACUACGCAACCUAUCACAAGCAACGAAUUAGAACAAUAUCUUUCUUUACCCAAUGGAGAGGACUGUGAACCCUUGUUAUGGUGGAAAGCCCACAAAAAGAAGUUUCCUCUGAAUCUAGAGAUUGCCCGACCACUUUUGUGUUUACAUAGUUGGAUAGUUGAAAAGAUUGGAGAAAACGGGGGUACGGAUGAUCAAGCAGGUAGUGAUGAUGAUAGCAAUUUAAAAGUGGAAGUGAAAACAGAUAACAGUGAAAAAUGA
Messenger RNA from Cetraspora pellucida, 2595 nucleotides. The record is from the annotation of a GenBank genome assembly. Lineage: Eukaryota; Fungi; Glomeromycota; Glomeromycetes; Diversisporales; Gigasporaceae.